Molecule: messenger RNA, 2027 nt
Organism: Ipomoea triloba (trilobed morning glory)
Lineage: Eukaryota; Viridiplantae; Streptophyta; Magnoliopsida; Solanales; Convolvulaceae
Product: inactive TPR repeat-containing thioredoxin TTL3-like
Exons: 5
Coding region: 164-1861 (565 amino acids)
Cellular component (GO): cytoplasm
Molecular function (GO): protein binding
Source: RefSeq, a predicted model, not a curated record
GCUUAUAUUAGCACCAUUAUUAUAUCACAUUCUAAGAAAUUCCUGAUCGAAAUCCUUAAUUUUUUGGUGUUUGGUCGUGUUUUGCGUUGGUGGGUACGAGGAAAAAAGAUUAGAGCUUGUUGGGGAGUAGUUUUCUUGGGCGUUCUUGAAAUUCCGGCGAGGGAUGGCGUCGGCGGCAGCGGAAGAGUGGUCGGUGCAGAAUGAAAUGGGCUGUGGUCUAGUCGGAGCGUUGUUCCAACGCGCCGGCGGAUCAAAGCCAAGCAAGUCUCCGCCGUCGCCACGGGCUCCGGCCGCCAAGAACCAAAUCACGGUGGACGCCCGGAGGCGGCGGAGCAGCUCGGAGAUUAACCAAAGGAGUUCAAACGGCUGCGGCGGCGGCGAUCACCGGCAAAGAACUCCGAGGACAACCACAAUGCCGCCGCCGCAAGCGGCGAACUUAGCAUACACGCAGAGGCUUAGAAGGGAGCCGACGUUCACCUCAAGUGAACUGAGCGUCAACAUUGUAGGCCACAGAAAAUCAAGCGCCGCCGCCUGCGGUUUAUACCGCGCUUCCGCCGGAAACGUGAUGCUCACGCGCCACCAGGGAAAUCUGAACCAAAAACCAUCAAAACAGAAAGAGAGCUUGAACGGGAAAGUGUUAGGGAGCCAUCUCGGCGCCGCCGCCGUGAUGGGCAACAUUUUCCGGCAGCCAACGUUAAGAACUGUGCUUACUGGUUUCAGCAAAAGUAUGGAUCCUGACGUUGUGAAAUCUAUGGGAAAUGAACACUACCGGCAAGGAAGAUACGAGGAAGCAUUGAAUUUAUACAGUGAAGCCAUUGCCAUAAAUCCCAGAAAUCCAUGUUAUCACAGCAACAAAAGUGCAGCUUUAAUGGCGCUUUCCCGCCCCAUUGAAGCUGUUUUUGAAUGCAGAGAAGCCAUCCGCUUAGACCCUUUUUACCAUAACGCCCAAUACCGCCUAGCAAAUCUAUAUUUCAGGUUGGGAGAAGCAGAGAAAGCUGUGAGCCAUUACGAACAAUCGGGGCGAAAAGCCGAGGGUAAGGACAUUGAUCAAGCUAAAGCUCUAAGCAAAAUUCUUGCGAGUUGCAGUGAAGCUCAAAGAGUUAAAGACUGGGCAGCAUUGCUUAAGCAGAGCCAAAGUGCAUUGUCUUUGGGUUCAGAUUCAUCUCCUCAGAUCUUAGCAAUGAAAGCUGAAGCCUUGGUGAAACUCCAGAGACAUGAAGAAGCAUACACUGCACUUGUGAAAUGGCCAGCUUUUGAUACAGAGCAAUGUACCUCCCUUUUUGGCUCAGCAAAAACUGCAUAUUUCUUAGGAGUUAAAGCUCAAGUCCUCAUGGCUAUUGGAAGGUUUGAGGAUGCUGUGAGUGGUGCUAAGCAAGCAGCGUUGUUGGACCGAAGCAGCGAACAAAAUGCGGCGUUGCUGGUGAAGAAAAUGGCGGCGGUGGCGGCGGCGAGAUCGAGCGCAAAUGAUCUUUUCAAGGCUUCAAAGUUUGCAGAAGCGGCGGCCAUGAACACUCAGGGAUUAGGACACGAUCCAUGCAAUUCAGUUCUGCUGUAUAACAGAGCAGCUUGCAGGUUCAAGCUGGGAUUGUUCGAGAAGGCGCUUGAGGAUUGCACCGCCGCGCUUAAUCUCCGGCCGUCGUACCGAAAGGCAAGAACACGGCGAGCUGACUGUAAUGUUAAGUUGGAGAGAUGGGAGGCUGCGAUUCAAGAUUGCGAGGUGUUGAUCCAAGAAACGCCGGGAGAUGAGGCGGUCAGGCGGCUGUUCACGGCGGCGAAACAGCGGCUGGACCGGCAGCGACAGGAGGAUUACGGCCAUAGGUUGCAACUACGGCCCCGCUCCGACCUGGUUUUGGUCUCUUAGCACCUAACAAUUUAUAUAUAUAUUGUCAAAAAUUUUUGUGUUCGAUUAUCAUUUAUUUAAUUAAUUUAGAUUGAUUAAUUAAGAGUGUAAACUAAUAGUUGAAUUAGGCAUUUAUGCUUAUAUAAUUCAACAAAAUGGAGUGAAAGAAAAGAAAAUUACAGGAUUA